This is a messenger RNA of Talaromyces rugulosus, 1896 nucleotides long. RefSeq lists its product as uncharacterized. Bases 1 to 1896 code for a protein of 631 amino acids. Lineage: Eukaryota; Fungi; Ascomycota; Eurotiomycetes; Eurotiales; Trichocomaceae. Gene Ontology annotation, biological process: glycerol-3-phosphate metabolic process. The record is from RefSeq and is a predicted model, not a curated record. Gene Ontology annotation, cellular component: glycerol-3-phosphate dehydrogenase (FAD) complex; mitochondrion. Gene Ontology annotation, molecular function: glycerol-3-phosphate dehydrogenase (quinone) activity. The transcript has 2 exons.
AUGGCGUCUCGCUCGACAUCGCGUCGCUUCUUGCGAUAUGCCGCCACAGCCUCAGCGGUCGCUGUCACCGGGACAGCCGCCCUGUACACCUUCCGUAGUCGUCGCCCGCUCGACGCAGACUACAGCUCUGUGCCUUCGUUCCUGACUUCCCCGCCGCAAUUCCCCAAGGUCACACCGCGUGACCAACAGAUCGCCGCCUUGAAAAAGAGCAGCUCGAACCCCGACGAGGUCUACGACCUGCUGGUCAUCGGCGGCGGUGCGACGGGAACAGGAAUCGCCCUGGACGCGAGAACUCGCGGCCUCAAGGUUGCCCUCGUUGAGCGUGACGACUUCAGCAGUGGCACGAGCAGCAAGAGCACGAAGCUGGUGCACGGCGGAGUGCGUUACCUCGAAAAGGCCGUCAAGGAGCUCGACUACGAGCAGUACAAGCUGGUAUGCACGGCGCUCAAGGAGCGUCGAUACUUCCUCGACAUCGCCCCGCAUCUGUCGUCGUCGUUGCCCCUGCUGCUGCCCAUCAAGCACUGGUGGGAAGCUCCUUAUCUCUGGAUCGGCACACAGAUGUACGACCUGCUCGCCGGAUCGGAGGGCUUGCAGCCCUCGUACUUUAUGCCGCGCGGAAAGGCCAUGCAGGAAUUCCCGACCCUGGAUGCGACCAAAUACGUUGGUGGCCUGGUAUACUACGAUGGACAACACAAUGACUCGCGUAUGAACGUCUCGCUCGCGAUGACUGCUGCCUUUUACGGUGCGACAGUCGCCAACCACGUUGAAGUGACUGGUUUGGAGAAAGACGCCGCCGGUAAAAUCUGCGGUGCUAAGCUCAGGGAUGUGCUUUCCGACGACCAGGAGUUCGUUGUCAAAGCCCGAGGUGUGAUCAAUGCCACCGGGCCGUUUGCAGAUGCCAUUCUGCAGCAAGACCAACCCUCGAUGAAAGAAAUUGUCAUGCCUAGUAGCGGUGUUCACAUCGUCUUGCCCGAGUGGGUUGGACCUAAGAACCUCGGUCUCAUCGACCCUUCGUCCGACGGCCGUGUCAUUUUCCUGCUGCCCUGGCAAGGAAAGAUGGUGGCUGGCACUACAGACGUGGCGUGUGCAAUUGAGCACGAGCCCAUCCCCGAGGAAGAGGAGGUCAAUUGGAUUGUGACCGAGGUCAACCGUUUGUUGGCAUCAGAUGUCACUGUCAAGCGAUCUGACGUGCUGGCAACCUGGUCUGGAAUCCGUCCCUUGGUUCGCGAUCCCAAUGCCAAAAACACCGAGUCUCUCACCCGUAGCCAUCUCAUCACCGUUUCCGAGUCCGGCCUACUGACUUGCGUGGGAGGAAAAUGGACCACAUACCGAGAAAUGGCUGAGGAUGCUGUCGACCACGCCGUCAAGGAGUUCAACCUGCAGCCACAAGCCCUGCCCUCGUCCAACAUCAGUGGUAUUAGCACUGCCAAAAUCACUGAUUUGGACGGCGAAUGUCGCACACAACAACUGCGCCUCGUCGGUGCUCAUGGAUUCUCUCCAAAACUGCACAACGAACUCGUCCAGCGUUUCGAGCUGGCCGACGACGUCGCAGAGCACCUUGCCCACAACUACGGUGACCGGGCAUGGGAAGUUGCUUCCCUCUCGUCCCCAGCCAACAAACCCACCCAGCGUAUCGCCGGUGCUGCUUUCCCCUUUGUAGACGGCGAGGUUCGCUAUGCUAUCCGCAGCGAGUACGCCAUGACGGCCGCUGACAUUGUUGGUCGCCGCAUGCGCUUGGCCUUUUUGGACGUGCAGGCUGCACUCCAGGCCCUCCCUACCGUCAUCUCCAUCAUGGGCGAAGAGCUCAAGUGGAAUGAGAAGAGACAGAAGCAGGAGUUUGCCGACGCAGUCAAAUUCUUGCGUUCCAUGGGAUUGAGGGAGGAUGUUGCCGUGUAA